GUCAAAGAUAUAACUUGUAUUUUGAUAAUUUAAAACAAUUAACGAGAAUUGAAAAUAAAAACAUAAUCGACGGGUCCAAAGUUUAGUUUAUUAACUUUAGUGUUGCAUUACAAAGUGAAAUUGGCUUAGACGAGUGUACGUGAAGUUUUAAGUGUUUACGGAGACGAAAUUAGACAGUGCUAGUUAAUUAUUACAGUGCUUUUUACCAUUAUUUCGUUUGUAACAAACCGCUUUCGGAGGUAGCGGUCCGUAACCUCUACACGUACUGUGGCAGUCACUUCAAAGAAAUUUAAAACGCAAACUGCCACAGUACUAGAAGUGAUUAGAAAAGUCAAGUGAAAAAUAAAAGUGAAUAAACAAAUUGAAAUAAAAAAAAAAAACUUUUUUGGCUCUAUCCCAACUGACUCAGUAGUGUGCAUCAAAAUGUAUACGUUUACGCUGAAAUGGUACUUUUCGGGGCGAAAGUGACAAAGAACCAAGAUGUCUCCCGAUAAACGCAAAAGGAGGAUCGGAGAGGAAAUUCAUUUUAGUAACAAAAUAAGGACUCGUAUAUAAAAGCCCCAAAUAUCAUAUACAUAUUAUAAAUAAAUAUAUCUGAUCUCAAAAUAUCUUAGUGCUCAAUAUUAGUUUAUUCUAAUACAAUUUUGAUACAUCGAAAAUGAUCGCCCUGAAGAAACUGUAUGGCGACGAGCUACUUCGCCUGGCUCUGGUUUUGAGUUUGCUCAGGAUCGACCCAGACGACUACCUCGAACGGGAGACCCAGUUGCUGGCCGGUCUGCACAUCGCGAACGGUUCCGACCUGUCCCCGGAACAGGAGGCCCGGACGCUGAUACGGCCGAGGUUCGUCCACCCCAAGUCCCUGGACAACAUCCUCGUGAACUACGAGAGGCAGCUGUUUGAAGAGCUCAACUCCUUGGGCCGGUACGGUCCAAGCGCACAUAAUGCCCGGAUGUGGCAGAACCGUGGCCCGAUUCUUCAUACAUAUUUAUUGAACGAUGUCGCAACUGGCGCAGUCGAACCCGUGUCAGCGGCCCAGUCGGUCGCAACCGACCAGGACGCCGUCUCGGCGGACGACAACGUCGCCCAGGAGGUCAAAGUGACCGACGAGGACGCCCAAGACCAAAGUCGCGAGUCCACGGUGACGGUGUCGGACAACUUCCUCCACAAUCGCACCGAAUCGGAUAUAUUUCCGGAGAUCGCUUCCAGAACCUUCGACGUGACCGAGUUCCUGGUGCAGCAGGACAAUAUGCAAAUUAAAAAGGAACAGGACGAGGCUUUCGACCUCAAGGUCAACGAAUCGAACACCGAUGACUUUUACAGUGACAACGCUAUCGACUUUGCGACUUAUUUUGCUGCAAGAUCCGAGAAGAUCGAGGUGGAGGAGCCUAAUUUAUAUCACCAGAAUAUGGCCGACCUUCAAGAUUAUGGGGACGUCUUCGCCGACGAUCCGGACCUCAAACACGACCUGGAACUAGACAUAAAACAACAGCAGGAGAACUUGGAACAGUAUCUCCUUGAGAACACUCCUUUGGAAGCGGAGGUCUAUGAAUUGGCUCCAAUGUUUGAAGAGGAACUGGUGUUGGAUGUUAAGAGGGAAAGAGCUAGCACUAGUUUCACGUCGGCCAGUUCGAGUGGCGUGAGCGAGAUGGACAUAUCCGACGUCAAAACCGAGCCGUUGGACUAUAAUGACGUCAAGGUCGAGCCUGACGAGGGGAACCAUACUGGAGAUGAACUGACGCAAGAGGACAUGGAUCUCAUCGAGGUGCUCUGGAAGCAGGAUGUGGACAUGGGAUUCUCGCUGGAAGACCCAAUACAGCCGGAAGGUCCGCAAGCCACCAAGGUAUUGGGGGAGGAAAUCGACAAGGAACUGCUGAAGGCCAAGGAUAGGAUCCAGAAGAACUAUGAAGAUGAAGAGCUGAAGAAGGUUGAGAUAGAGAAGGUCAAGGCUUCGUUGUUGGAUCCCGAAGUCAAAGAGGAUGAUCCCUGGGCUGGCCUAUCUUACACCGUCGACACGGAAACCGGCGAAUACGUGAUCCAAGGAGAACUGCCCAGGGAACUGGUGAGCGGCGAGGAGUCGCGUUUCGAUCUGCUGGAGGAGGCGCUUCAGCUGGUGGAACUCGGAGACGGGGCUGAAGCCAAAGAUGAACCCACUGAGGCGGUAGAAGGGAGUAGCACCGAUCGCAGGAGCACCAUGUUGCACCCUGCCAUGCGGCAUGUCCCGCACCACCCCCUCGCCCAUUACCACAACCAGUCGUUGAUGCGGUCGAUGUCGGUGGAGCAACGCUGGCAGGACCUCGCCUCUCUGCUGACCAUCCCGCCGCCACCGGAGCAGUACCAGCACUACCACCAUCACCACCAACACCCGCACAACAUCAGCGCCCAUGGAGCGGCCGGCUACGCUCCGAACUACCACGGACCUCACGGACCCCACGGACCUCACGGACCUCACGCUGCUCACGUGCCGCACGCGCCGCACGCACCCCUCCCGGCUCCGGUGGCCGAUAAACAUCCGGAUGCGUACGUAGGGGCAACUGCUCCCAUAGAAGGAGGUUACAAAGUUGAGAGUACUCAUCCCUCGCAACAGCAGGAUGGAGUUUAUUAUCAGAACACGCCCGCCGAGAUGCCGGGGCCGGUCAACCAGGACGGCUUCCUCCAGUCGAUCCUCAACGACGAGGACCUGCAGCUGAUGGACAUGGCGAUGAAUGAAGGAAUGUACACAAUGCGAAUGCUGGACGGGGCGAGCUCCCACCACGGCCCCCACCACAACCACUCCCACAUGAUGGUGCCAGAGCGUGACUCGGCAUCAGACAGUGCCGUCUCCUCAAUGGGCUCCGAACGCGUGCCUUCGCUUUCGGACGGCGAAUGGUGUGACGGUAGCGAUUCCGCCCAAGAGUUCCACAGUUCCAAAUUCCGCCCAUUCGAAAGCUCUUACGGCAGAGAGCGCUCCGCCUCCCACCAGCCCCAGAAGAAGCACCACAUGUUUGGGAAGAGAUGCUUUCAGGAGCAGCCGCCGCCUCCCAUGGAGCCGGUGCAGACGCAGCGACCUACUCCCGUCAAGUACGAGUGUCCGGAGCAGGCUUACCACCACGAGGGCCUGCACAUGCACAACGAUUUCGGAGGGCGGCACCAGGUCGCUCCGCCCCACGUGGCGGGUCUGCAGCCGGCGUUAGAGCUGAACGCGCCCCACUCCAGCCACGCCCUGCUCCAGGGUGCCGUGGGGCCGGGGUUCGGAGUCCCGGAGCGCGUGCGGCACAACCACACGUACAGCGCGCCCCUCGCCGCGCCCCCGCACGCCCCUACCGUGCGCGACAAAAGGGUUCGCCGACUCACCGACGGUAGCGCUUCGGACGGGGGCUCAUCAUGCACCAGCGCGCAGCAUCUGUCCCGAGACGAGAAACGGGCCAAGGCAUUAGGUAUCCCCCUCGAAGUCCAGGACAUCAUUAAUCUGCCCAUGGACGAGUUCAACGAGAGACUGUCGAAGCACGACCUCAGCGAGGCGCAGUUGUCGCUGAUCCGGGACAUCAGGAGGCGGGGCAAGAACAAAGUGGCAGCACAGAACUGCCGGAAGCGGAAACUGGACCAGAUAACCUCGCUCGCGGACGAGGUCAGGACCGUCCGGGACAGGAAGCUGAGGACCCAGAGGGACCACCACAGUCUGCUGGCCGAGAGGCAGAGGCUCAAGGAGAGAUUUGCGGCCCUAUACCGACACGUUUUCCAGAACCUCCGCGACCCCGAAGGGAGGCCGCUGUCCUCGGGCCAGUACUCGCUGCAGCAGGCGGCUGACGGCAACGUGGUCCUCGUGCCGAAGAUGCCUCAGCACCAAGAUCACCCGAUGAACAGGACUUCGGAUGAUGAGAUGGAGAGGAAAGCGAAGCACUACGACCAGUGACACAUGGCCGCGCUCCGCCGCGCCGCUGCCUCCCAACGAGGGGUCUACUCUUAAGUGCGGCCAGAACUAUCUGACUGACAGAACUAUCUAAAAGACACCUCCCAAAAUUGACAGCUGUCAACCGUAGUAUUAAGGCGCGGACGGGCAAAGGGUAAUUUAGUACAUGCACGAUUCGAGUCGGCAUUUUGUAUAUAUAGAUCGGUUUCGCGGGACGUAUCGCCGUCCCUCUCGCACCUAGACACCGGUCGGUCACCCCCAACCACUAUUAUUGGAAGCUCAGGUUUUUGAUGCGACCUAAUAUCGACCUUAAGCAUUAAGGCACAAGUAAUAAAUUGGUUUAACGUUGUACAAUUAAUUUUAUGAUUCGCUUCCUAUUCAUUUAUAAUAUAACAUAUUAUGGGUUUAAAAAAAGUCUGAUUAUUUUUUUUGUUGAUACCCACGUCAUUAAAAAAUAAAAAAAGCGUUUGAAAAACAGAUGAGAAAAUUUCACUCUUAUUGCUUUAUAUCUUCAUCAGAUUAUUACAUUACACAAUGUAAAUUAUAUGCUCUCAAUGAUAUUACUGCCAAAUUAGAUUUUGGGAUGCAACCUUUGUUUGUUGAAAUUAUUAUGCGAGGGAAAGGGAUGGCGAUAUAAGUCUUAUUCAUUCGGUAAAUUCCGACGAUUUUAGUAUACAUAUUAAAUUGAGCUUUGUGUGUGAGCAAUACGGGUUGUAUUUGUAUCAGAGGCGAUGCACUGCGCAAUGCAAUACAAACUCGACUGACGGGUUGAACGACCUCAUAGGAUUCGCUUUUCAUUGCGCGCUAACUAACCGCUAUAGUCUCCCUGAACUGUAUAUGUCAGGGGCGCACGAACUAUUUAAAGGCGAAAGGCCUAUUUAAGUUAAGCGACAUUUUUGCAACAUUACAGAAGAGCCAUUUAAAGAUAAAAAAUUUGGAAAAAAUAUCAU
Messenger RNA from Bombyx mandarina (wild silkworm), 4836 nucleotides. RefSeq names its product segmentation protein cap'n'collar. Gene Ontology annotation, cellular component: nucleus. The record is from RefSeq and is a predicted model, not a curated record. Gene Ontology annotation, molecular function: RNA polymerase II cis-regulatory region sequence-specific DNA binding; DNA-binding transcription factor activity, RNA polymerase II-specific. Gene Ontology annotation, biological process: regulation of transcription by RNA polymerase II. Lineage: Eukaryota; Metazoa; Arthropoda; Insecta; Lepidoptera; Bombycidae.